Molecule: messenger RNA, 792 nt
Organism: Macrosteles quadrilineatus (aster leafhopper)
Lineage: Eukaryota; Metazoa; Arthropoda; Insecta; Hemiptera; Cicadellidae
Exons: 1
Coding region: 1-792 (263 amino acids)
Biological process (GO): DNA integration
Molecular function (GO): nucleic acid binding
Source: RefSeq, a predicted model, not a curated record
AUGACUGGUACUACUGCUAAUCACACUAUCGAGAAGCUGAGACAUUGCUUUGCAACUUUCGGACUUCCAAACACUGUUGUUACCGAUGGAGGACCACAAUUUAGAUCUGAAGAAUUUUAUAGUUUUUUAAAACAUAAUGGAGUUCACCACAUAUUUACUCCUCCGUAUCAUCCUGCAUCCAACGGUCUUGCUGAACGAGCAGUUCAGACAGUCAAGGAUGCGUUCCGCAAGCAAAUGCUUCAUGACGCCAAGCAUAACUGUUCCCGAAGUACACAACAUCGUAUAGAUUCGUUCCUCUUCGUUUAUCGAAACACCCCACAUUCUAUCACUGGCAUGACACCUUCAGAAGCUAUUACUCACCUGAACCCACUAAAACCCCAUCUGGCAUCAGAAAUAGAAGUGAAGCAAGAUAGUAUCACUAAGUUGGCUAACAAAAAUCGAGGGAAGCCUAGAAACUUCAAUUUGGGAGAACAGGUAUUAGUGCGUUCAGUACGCAAGGAGAUUAUACGAUGGCAUCCCGGGGUUGUUACUAAGAUCAUAAGUCCUGUCACAUAUUUGGUGAAAGUAGAAGGCCGGACAAGGUUUGCACAUGCUGACCACCUUAGAACAAGUCACUUGAAAAGCGAUGAAGAAGAGGACGAUCCAAGAGAAAUUUAUUCACGUCCUAAAGAGAUAACGUUACAACAUGACGAUGCAGCAAAAUCUCCAUCAUCACAUACCAGACCACUAUCAGAUGCUGUCAUUCGACGCUCUCAAAGAACCUGCAGAAUGCCAGCAAAAUUAGAUCUAUAA